Messenger RNA from Micromonas commoda, 1128 nucleotides. RefSeq lists its product with no specific name. The record is from RefSeq and is a predicted model, not a curated record. Bases 1 to 1128 code for a protein of 375 amino acids. NCBI's taxonomy places the organism in Eukaryota, Viridiplantae, Chlorophyta, Mamiellophyceae, Mamiellales, Mamiellaceae. The transcript has a single exon.
AUGGCGCUCGCGUCGAACGCGUCGGGCCAGUCGACCCGCGUCGGCUCGUCCGCGUUCCGACGCGUCCCGCCCCUCGCGCCGCGCGCCGGCGCACCCGCGUCGCGAUGUUCGAACCGCGUGGAGCGAGCGCGACGCGUGGUUUUUCGCCAAAAAGUCGACUCGGAUGCUGCGCGGCUUCGCGGACGGGCCGCGCAUCUCGCGCGCGCCGCCUCGUCGGAUGAUGCGACGCCCCCGGCGGCCGCCGAGCAAAGGGCCGCGGGAUGGUGCGACGAAGAUACGUCAGAGUGCGACGCCUCCGCGUCGUGGGACGAGGAUCCCGCCAUCGACCUGGAGAUGUCCCCGGCGGAAGACGACGCCCCCGACGCCUGGUGGGUGUCCCUCAUGAACGAGGGACUGGACUCCGACCCGGCGUGGACCCUCGUGGCGUUCUUCAUAUGCGACCUUGGCAGCGCGAUGGUGCUUUUCGCGUUGUACACGGUGGCGCAGGUGAACGUCGACGCGGAUUUCGUGCUCGCCUACGCGCUCGCCAAGGGACCGCUCCGCGCGCCCAGGCUGGCGCUCGAUGCGGUGGUGGCGGCGGACAUGACCAGGCGGUGGCCGCAGCUGGCGCGCGUGAGGGUGACGUCGCUCAUCGACGCGGGCACCGACGCCCUCGCGAGGUUUAAGCGGUUCGUCGACGCGAAGGUGGGAGGGAGGAGCGACGCGGAAGAGGGAGUUACGGGAGGAACGGCAGCCGUCGAGACUGGCGCCAGAGAGUCCUCUCGUUCAGACGCGAAGCAAUCGGCGGGUGCCAAACUGGCGGCGGAGGCCAGGUCGCUGACGGACAAGUACGGCCUCGCGUACAUGGCGGCGAAGAACAUCAUCGGGCCCGUCACCAUGGUCAUCUUCUACGUCGCCCUCAAGUCCGGGAUCGACGUGCAGGCGCUGCUGGAACGCGCGCUGGGCUCGGCGGCGACGGAGGGGGGAGCGGCGGCGGCGGCGGGCGCGGCGGCGGGUCGCGUGUGUCUGUCGUCGUUCACGAGCACCGCGCUGUUCCCGUGGGUAGUGCUGGGGGCGGGGGCGCUGGGGCCAGUGUUGGGGAGGGCGGCGAGGGGGCUCAAGAGCGGGGAGCUCUCGAAAGCGGAGUAG